AUGCUCGAGUGGCUUGACAGCAUUGAGGUUACUUUUAUCAACAGUGAGUGCCCAGAUCAUCUAAAGACUAGGAGUGCGACUAGAAUGUUUCAAGGCAGAGCGUUAGAGUGGUGGUCAAAUGAGAGAAACAUCUGUUCGAAUGAAGAAGCCUACGCUCUUCCAUGGGACGAGGUGCAUGAACUAAUGAUGCUUGAGUUCUGUCCUCCCCAUGAACAGUUGAAGCUUGAAGAAGAGUUUUGGCACUUGAAGCAGAUUAGUGAUGAUAAUCUGGCUUAUACUACUCAAUUUAAGCAGCUCAGUUUGAUCGUUCCUCACUUGGUUCCUUCUCCUAAGCGUACGAUAACCAAGUACAUCCAUGGUCCACCUCCUGCUAUGCGUGAUUCUAUUGAAGCAGCUCAACUAGAAACUAUUGAGGAAGUCUACCAUCUUGCAGCUAGUCUCAACAACAACCGUGUUCGUGAUAAGCAGUUUGCUAACUCUGCUCCCUCCAAAUCUGCUUAUCAAGUUACCCAGCAGCCAAGUGGCAGCAAGAACAAGAGGCGAAAGUCUCAGGGUUCAGGAUGCAAUGCUAUUGUUCCUUCUUCAAAUCCUGCUGCUAAACCUGCUCCUGCUGCUGUUCAGAACCCCACUGUACCUGAAGUCAAGAAGCAGUACUCUGGGCCUUACCCCAAGUGUGUGACUUGCAGCUUUCAUCAUCCUACUAACUCUGCAUGUCGUUUGUGUACGAACUGCAAUCGCUAUGGUCACACGACUCCUUAUUGUCGUCAAGCUAACCCUGCUCAACCAGCUCAGCAAGCCCAGUUCAGGCAGCCCUAA
This is a messenger RNA of Helianthus annuus (common sunflower), 816 nucleotides long. RefSeq lists its product as uncharacterized. The coding region runs from base 1 to 816 and encodes 271 amino acids. Lineage: Eukaryota; Viridiplantae; Streptophyta; Magnoliopsida; Asterales; Asteraceae. The record is from RefSeq and is a predicted model, not a curated record. The transcript has a single exon.